GCUCGGGCGGUUUUUAAAAAGCCAAGGCAGCUCCCAAGUUGAUCAGUCUGCUCUGCAACCUCAGCUGGAGAAAGUACUGCUAAUUGAAGGGGAGUGUUUUGGGAGUUUGGCUUUUUGUUUUGAAUGCAAAGGUUGUUUUUUUUCCUGACAAUCAUUUUGAGAGGGGUGAGAGAGCAUCAACUUAUACAAGCCUAGAAUUAAUGUGCUUUUUUAAAUUUUUGUAUUUUUUGAAUUAGGUGGCAACAAUACUUGGAUAAAGACUCUUGGCUUUAGCUUUUAAGACUGGGAUUAUCUGAUUGAGGCAUUCUGCUUCAUUAGAGCGGUCCACUUUUCCCCCCUUCCUCCUCCUCCUUCCCUCCACCUCCUCCUCCUCCUCCUCUCCGCAAUUUUUACGCGAUAACUUAGACGAGACGACAACAAUGUUUGGGACUUUGUGCCUCUUGGUGACGCUUCUGUGGGGACUGCGCGGCUGCUGCUGCUGGGGCUCGUACGUGCCGUGCGAGCCGUGCGACGACAAGGCGAUGUCCAUGUGCCCGCCGAUCCCGAGCGGCUGCCAGCUGGUCAAGGAGCCGGGCUGCGGCUGCUGCCUCACAUGCGCCCUGAGCGAGGGCCAGGCGUGCGGCGUGUACACGGGGACUUGCGCGCAGGGCCUCCGCUGCCUGCCCCGUAGCGGCGAGGAGAAGCCCCUGCACGCCCUCCUCCACGGCCGCGGAGCGUGCAGCAACGAGAAGGGAUACAAACCCUCGCACCCGCCCAUAGACCGUGAGUCUCGGGAACAUGAGGAGACCAUGGCUACAGAGAUUACAGAGGAGCUGCAGCCGGCUAAAGUUCCACUCUUGACCAAAGACAUUGUCAACAGUAAAAAAGUCCACGCCAUGCGCAAGGAGCUGAAGAGGAAGCUGGGAAAGCAGCGCUCCAUGGGCUCCCCGAUGGACUACUCCCCACUGCCCAUGGACAAACAUGAACCUGAAUUUGGACCCUGCCGGAGGAAACUGGAUGGCAUCAUUCAGGGAAUGAAAGACACUUCUCGAGUAAUGGCUCUAUCUUUGUACCUUCCCAACUGUGACAGAAAAGGGUUCUUCAAGCGCAAACAGUGCAAGCCAUCCCGUGGCCGCAAACGGGGUAUCUGUUGGUGCGUGGACAAGUACGGCAUUCAACUCCCUGGGACAGAUUACAGCGGUGGAGACAUUCAGUGUAAAGACCUGGAGAGCACCAAUAACAACAAUGAGUAAAAGAAAAAGGAAUAUAUAUAUAUAUAUAUAUAUAUAUAUAUAUAUAUAUAUAUAUAUAUAUAUAUAUAUAUAUAUAUAUAUAUAAAUGGACCGCAAUCAAAUGCCACCCACACCCCAAAUCCUAACUUCUCCAAGACCCACAGCCAACAUUUCCUCUUUGAAUGACGCGUAUAUGCUCCCCUCUCACCGCAAGAGCUAUUCACCCUCCUGUUACGUUCGUUUCUCAGGAACAGCAGCAAUGUUCCUUUGACCCGGGGAGGUGAGAAACGGAAAAAAUUUAAGAACUCCAUUUGUAAUCAUUCAAUUAUGUGAAAUGAAUUGAUUACACAUAUUAAGCCAAGCAAAUGACAUUUCAUACCAAAAAAAAAAUAAUCGUCUUAAGAUGGGUCAAUUUGACUCGCAACAUAACAGGAGGGUUGAGAUUUAUUUUCAAAGACACAAUGUUCAAAACAAAAAGAACACCUGUAUAUUUUUUUUCUUGUAUGUUGUUGACCAAGCACUCAUCUCCAAAUUGGGGGGGAGGGUAAAGUCCUCAAAUAUCCCUUGACUGCAGCUCACGGGACACCUUGUACAAGUCAGGUUUUCUGGCUGUCGAUUAAUGAAAAAUAUAUGCACAUACUGGAUAUAUUUUUAUAACUGGGAGUGGGUGGGUCACUGGGUUUCAGGGGGUCGGGACAGUGCAGCAGUUGUAAUUCACAAAUUGCAUGCAAAAAUACAAAGUCCCACACAUGACAUUGGGGGUCCCAAGCAGUUAAUUGGAAUUAUAUUAUACCCAUAAAUUUGUAUUUCGUGCAUGUUAUAACUAUUUCGUGGGCACAAUUUAUUAUUUUGUGUGCACAAAUUAGCAUUCUGUGCACACAUUAUAUCAAUAUUGUAGCCACAAUUAAAACGAAAAUAUCCCAUGUCAUGUCCGGGGCUCCAUACAAAAUUAUUGUGUGGACAAAUAAAAAGAGGGAAAAUCAGUUGACAGAAUUAAUACGUUAGAACUGUCCACUGGCGAGAUUGAAACAUGAGAGACGGACGCGCUGCACCAGUUCUAUGGAUAUGUGGUUCUGUCAGAGCACUUAAACAAAUAGGAGCAAUCUUCUUAGAUGUCUAUCUUCAGAAAAUAAAGUGUGCUUGAACGUAUGGAUGUUUACAGUGUGAGUGCGUGGUAUGUAUUAGCCUGCUUUGCUGUAUAAUGGAGUGAGCCUAUUCUAUUACAAAAAAAGAAUGUCAUUUUAUUUCUCUCUCGUUUGAUUUUUCCUUUGUCGCAAGUGCUGCUUGCAGACUGCUCUCCAAUGUAAAUUCAUGUUAGACGUGGAGCGUUUGGCAACAAAAAGAGGACGCCGAUCGUUACAGGUGGACUUGUGUAAGUGGUUCUUUGACUAUGUAGCUGGCCUGAUAUGCCAACUGUGCCUAUUUUGAACAGACACUGCCAAGCGGGGGCGCUGACUUACCUGAUGAAAUAAAAGGCAAAAAAAAAAAAAAAAAAAGUGCUUUUCACCUGACAGGACUCCCUUUUGACUUUUUGAGUCGAGUGCACUAUCAAAUGUACAAAGUCAGGGCCGGUGGUUCAUUGGGAUUCUAUUGCUUGAGGUGUUGUUUUCUUUGUGCUGUUUUAUUUGACUUCAGUGAAGAACAGAUAGCCCACUUUUUUUGAGCCAUGUUCCUUUUUAUCAAGUGGUUUCCCCUCCAGUGUAACCAUGCUUUGAAAUAUAGUCAUUGAAUGUGUUGUUUGGGAUGCUUGGAAAAAAACAUAGCCUAUUAGAAAUUUGAACAUGUUAUUGUGCAUGACUUAGGGUGGUCCCUAGAAACCUUCCAAGGAGACAGCAGCACGUAAAGGCUAUCAACACCCUCAAAACAAACAGGGCCAUUUCAAUAGUGUUGCUUUUCUGUCUGUGAAUACGUCCCCCCAGUGCCUUCCUAUAUACAAAUACAUUUAAAUAGUGACGCAACAGUGACCGAACAUCACGCAGGUGACAUUAGUUUUUUCAGACAGCCCCUCGCAAGGACUGACACUUGACAUGGGGUCAAGGGGUUGGUGCUUGUUAAACGAGAGGAACAAUUCAUAGUGCUUAGUUUGUCUUUGUCUGAUUUGAUUGAAACUGCUACCUACAGGUGGUUCAUCCUCCAUUUUGUCAUUGUUUCAGAAGUGAUAAGCUAAGAUUCAUGAAAGCUUGUUUGUUGUUGUUGUUGUUGUUGUGAAUGCCAAUGUAUAUUAUAGCCAGAAAGAGGGGCAUCCAGAGGAUGUUUGUUUAGAAGCAAAGCAAUACUUCCCUCUCUGCUUCAAACAAAAGAAACAAUGGUACAUUUAAAAAAGGGUACCAGUUGUGAAUAUACGAUAUGUCCAGGCACUGCCCCACUCCCAGCACCCGUUCCCCACUACCACUUAAAAAAAAAAAAAAAAGCAGCUUGCACUUAUUUCAAGUACCCACUAUUGUUAUUGAUCCAAUGUGGUGGUAUCAUGAAGUCAGUGGAAGAAUAACAAACACACACACACAAAUAUCUUAAUGUUGUGUAAUGUGCUCACCUUUUAAAGGAUUUUUGGGGUAAUAUUUGUUGACAGGGGCUCAGCAAGCCCAUGCCUGGGACGUCCACUAUAGCAGAAACAAAAGGAGCAAAAAAUAAUACACAGCAACAGGUGUUCUCUUGGCGUCUUUCACAUUGAUGAGAAUUAAGCAGAGUGGUUGUGGGGCUGUUUUUUGUUUUGUUUUUGUUUUAUUUUUUUUCCCCAGAGGCGGCGACAUAAGAAAAUUGAUCACCUUGUACAGUGGACAUAUUCAGGGCCUAGCCACUUCUCCCACGCGGGGUCUCCGACUACAUAUCAGUAGAUACAAGUUAGUAAAACAGCAUGACAGGAGGCAAUGAAAUCUGGAGAAUGAACUAUUGCAGCCAGUGUUGGAAUACAAUGUUUGUUUUAAAGAUUAUAGAUAUGCUAUACCUGUAUGUAUUAAUUUCACCUGAUUAAGGCGAUAUGAACAGGUUGAGCUACAUGUGAUUUGCUUUUUAUCCACAACUGGUCGCAAGUGGUGAGUUUCUCAGGUUUCCUUUGCAUCUGAUUGGUUUUUAACUCACACUUCAUACUUCUGUAGUACAGUAGUGACAGGUUUUUCUGAAUACGUAACACAUUUUGGUUGUAAUGACACAGAACAAUUGGUUAUCAUUAUUUGGGUGUUCUGAAAUGGACCGAAUUGUGGCUCAAGGACAGGGGGAAUUGAACUGGUCGUUAUUUGGAAUGACAAGAAAAGACAAAUAAGAAUAAAAAUCCAAUUAUUCAAGUGAAUAUCACUGUGUAAUAUUUAUUCAACUUGUAAUUUAUAUGUACUCUUGUAACCUUUGUCUUUUUUGUUAUGGCAAAGCAUUUAUUUAAAUAAAGUUAUGUAUUCAUUUA
This is a messenger RNA of Phyllopteryx taeniolatus (common seadragon), 4605 nucleotides long. It is a transcript of the gene igfbp5b, whose product is annotated as insulin-like growth factor binding protein 5b. The transcript has 4 exons. Lineage: Eukaryota; Metazoa; Chordata; Actinopteri; Syngnathiformes; Syngnathidae. Gene Ontology annotation, biological process: regulation of insulin-like growth factor receptor signaling pathway. Gene Ontology annotation, cellular component: extracellular region. The coding region runs from base 420 to 1232 and encodes 270 amino acids. Gene Ontology annotation, molecular function: insulin-like growth factor I binding; insulin-like growth factor II binding; fibronectin binding. The record is from RefSeq and is a predicted model, not a curated record.